Molecule: messenger RNA, 1332 nt
Organism: Didymosphaeria variabile
Lineage: Eukaryota; Fungi; Ascomycota; Dothideomycetes; Pleosporales; Didymosphaeriaceae
Exons: 3
Coding region: 1-1332 (443 amino acids)
Biological process (GO): transmembrane transport
Cellular component (GO): fungal-type vacuole membrane
Molecular function (GO): transmembrane transporter activity
Source: RefSeq, a predicted model, not a curated record
AUGGCGGCCAUUGGGCUGGACCCGCCAACCGAAGAGUUCAGCAUCGUGAAAGAGGAGGGUGAUGUGCCAUCAAAGAAAAAAGAAGUACCGUCCAUGUUCGAUAUCACACGCAUAUCUUCCAUUGAAGCGCCUCCGAAUGGCGGAUGGUGCGCUUGGUCACAGGUCCUUGGAGGACAUAUAGUGACUUUCUUCACAUGGGGCUUCAUCACGUCGUUCGGUAUGUUCCAGGCGCACUAUACGUCCAUUGAUCUCUCAUCGCCGUCGAAUAUCUCCUGGAUAGGCGCUCUCACGGUAUUCUUCCUUCUUUCGACCCCGCUGUUCUCUGGAGCCGCCUCAGAUACCGGCCAUUUCAAGCUGGUGCUGCGUAUGGGGAUUGCGCUGUGGCUAUUGGGUAUAUUCAUGACGAGUAUUUGUACGCAGUACUGGCAAUUUGUCCUUGCACAAGGGUUUUGCAUUGGUCUUGCGAAUGGCUGCAUGUUCGUCCCCAUGAUCUCGGUCAUCUCAACAUACUUUGACGCGUCGAAGCGAAGUUUUGCGAUCGGUAUUGUCCUCUGCGGAUCAGGGACAGGUGGCUUGGUCAUUCCGAUAAUGCUAAAUAGGCUUAUCGAUUCAAUCGGUUUCGGCUGGGCAGUCAGAACUUUGGGCUUCAUGGCGCUGUGCCUUCUGUUGAUCGCUGAACGGCUACUGAAGAAGCGCCUGCCGCCCAAAGAUUCGGUAAAGAUGCUUGAACCUCGAGAACUGAAGGAUGUAGUGUUCGACCUAUUUAUUCUGGGAUCGGUCUUCUGCUUUGCAGGUCUUUGGUUCGCCUUCUUCUAUAUCAAUGCAUUCGCGCGCAAAACGCUAGGCCUGACUUUGGAGGAGUCGAUACCAUUCCUGUUGGUUUUGAAUGGGGUAGGCAUUCCGGGACGGCUGAUACCGGCGUACAUCGCCGAUCAUUACUGCCGUCCUCUCACAAUUAGCUUAAUCGUCAGCUUCGUCACAGCACUACUUCUCUAUUGCUGGAUUACUAUCAAGUCGGUAGCAGGCAUGUAUGCCUUUGCUGUACUUUACGGUCUUUUUGCAGCGGGACUGCAAGCUAUGUUUCCCGCGACUUUGGCAGAUCUUACAAUUGAUCCGAAGAAAAUUGGCACGCGCAUGGGCAUGGGGUUCGCCUUGUCCAGCUUCGGAUGUUUGAUCGGAGGACCAGGCGGAGGAGCUUUAGUGGAAGCUGGCGACGGUGCGUACUUGUACGGGCAAGCGCUUGCCGGCUCCUGUGGUAUUCUUGGACUCUUCUGCUUUGGAACCGCUGCAAUCAUGCACAAGAGGAAAGCCAAGCAAGUUGAUGUUGCCUAG